GAAUUACUUCAAAACUCGGGGUAUUUCAUGAAAUAUCCGUUGUUAAUCGGAAGGAAUCGCCAUUUUAAAACUUGGGGUAUUUCAUGAAAUAUCAGUUGUUAAUCGGAAGGAAUCUGAUUCCUCUCAACCAGCAUUAAACAAAACACCAGUAUUCUGUAUCGCCAUUUCUAGUCGCCGGCGUCCCUGACAUUCUGGGUUCCAAUGUCGGACCAACUCUCCUCCCCUGACGCUGUUAAUCGCAGUGUUGACGACAGUGAUUCUGCCCCUCUUUCGGCUGAAGAAGUUGAGAGGAAGAAGAAGAAAGAAGAGAAGGCUAAAGAAAAAGAAUUGAAGAAACAGAAAGCUGCGAUCAAAGCAAAAGCUGCCGAACUUCAGAAACAACAAGCAAACAACACCGCGUCUCAAAAAACUCAGAAAAAUGAAAGAAAGAUUAAGAAUGAAAAAGAGGAGGAUCUCGUGAACUUUUUAGACCCUGAGACCUCAAUAGGCGAGAAAAAGAAACUUUCGGAUUUGAUGGCAAAACAGUAUUCUCCUACCGCAGUGGAGAAAUCAUGGUAUGCUUGGUGGGAAAACUCUGGAUUUUUUGUGGCAGAGCCUAGUAGCUCUAAACCACAUUUUACAAUUGUUCUUCCACCGCCAAACGUUACGGGGGCGCUUCAUAUUGGUCAUGCUCUUACUGGUGCAAUUGAGGACACAAUGAUUCGCUGGCGGAGAAUGUCUGGUUACAAUACAUUGUGGGUUCCUGGAAUGGAUCAUGCCGGGAUAGCAACACAGGUGGUUGUCGAAAAAAAAAUUAUGCGUGAAAGAAAACUGACCAGGCAUGAUCUUGGCCGAGAAAACUUCAUCUCAGAAGUUUGGAAUUGGAAAAAUGAGUAUGGUGGAAAAAUCUUGAAGCAGCAGCGUCGACUUGGUGCAUCCAUGGAUUGGUCCAGAGAGUGUUUCACAAUGGACGAGAAACGAUCAAAGGCAGUAACAGAAGCAUUUGUGAGGCUGUACAAUGAGGGCCUUAUUUAUAGGGAUCUUCGACUGGUAAACUGGGAUUGUGUGUUAAGAACUGCAAUAUCUGAUAUCGAGGUGGACUAUGUUGAUCUGAAAGGAAGGGAAGUUAGAAAAGUUCCUGGAUAUGAAGAUCCAGUGGAGUUUGGUGUCUUGACAUCAUUUGCGUAUCCAUUAGAAGAUAAUCUUGGUGAGAUUGUUGUUGCCACUACUAGAGUAGAAACAAUGUUGGGUGAUACAGCAAUCGCUGUACAUCCAGAUGAUACCAGGUACAAGCAUUUGCAUGGAAAAUUAGCCAUGCAUCCUUUUAAUGGAAGAAGGAUCCCAAUUGUUUGUGAUGCAAUACUUGUUGAUCCAAAAUUCGGGACUGGUGCUGUCAAGAUUACGCCUGCCCAUGAUCCUAAUGAUUUUGAAGUUGGCAAGCGUCACCAGCUGGAGUUUAUCAACAUCUUCACAGAUGAUGGAAACAUAAACAGCAAUGGAGGCCCGGAAUUUGCAGGAAUGCCAAGAUUCAAAGCUCGUGUAGCAGUAACUAAAGCGUUGGAAGAGAAGGGAAUAUAUAGAGGUGCUAAGGACAAUGAGAUGCGUCUUGGCAUUUGUUCAAGAAGUAAUGAUGUUGUGGAACCAUUGAUAAAACCACAGUGGUAUGUCAACUGCAACACUAUGGCCAAGGAUGCUCUUGAUGCUGUUAUGGAUAAUGACAACAGGAAGAUUGAGAUUAUCCCAAAAGAAUAUGAAGCUCAGUGGGUAAGAUGGCUUGAAAAUAUUCGUGACUGGUGUAUCUCAAGGCAGCUUUGGUGGGGCCACCGCAUACCUGCUUGGUAUGUCACUUUGGAGAAAGAUCAACUCAAGGAACUGGGUGCUUAUAAUGACCACUGGGUAGUCUGUCGAAGUGAAGAAGAGGCACUUGCUGAGGCUACCAGAAGAUAUUCUGGUCAGAAGUUUCAGAUUAAUCAAGAUCCUGAUGUCUUGGAUACCUGGUUUUCCUCUGGUCUCUUUCCGUUGUCUGUUUUGGGCUGGCCAGAUGAGACUGAUGAUUUGAAGAUCUUCUAUCCAACUUCAGUUCUUGAAACUGGACAUGACAUCCUUUUUUUCUGGGUUGCCCGGAUGGUGAUGUUGGGGAUGAAACUGGGAGGUGAUGUGCCGUUUAGAAAGGUUUAUCUUCAUCCUAUGGUCCGUGAUGCACAUGGGCGUAAGAUGUCAAAAUCAUUAGGGAAUGUUGUUGACCCUCUUGAGGUUAUAAAUGGGAUAUCAUUAGAGGAUCUUCAGAAGAGGCUGGAGGAAGGAAACUUGGAUCCCAGUGAGCUUUCCAGAGCCAAAGAUGUACAGAAGAGAGACUUCCCUAAUGGCAUUCCAGAAUGUGGUGCCGAUGCUCUCCGUUUUGCUCUUGUUUCAUAUACUGCUCAGUCAGAUAAAAUAAACUUGGAUAUUCAACGGGUUGUUGGGUACCGUCAAUGGUGCAAUAAACUGUGGAACGCUAUCAGGUUCGCUAUGAGCAAACUUGGAGAUGAUUACUCUCCUCCAACCAGUGUAAAUCCCAGCGUCAUGCCAUUCAGUUGCCAGUGGAUACUCUCUGUCCUGAACAAGGCUGUUGCUAAAACUGUCUCAUCACUUGAGGCAUCUGAGUUCUCUGAUGCUGCUACUACAGUGUACUCGUGGUGGCAAUUCCAACUAUGUGAUGUUUUUAUAGAAGUGAUAAAACCCUAUUUUUCCAGUGAUGAGUCGUUUGUUUCUGCAAGAGGUUUUGCUCGCGAUGCAUUAUGGGUAUGCCUUGAUAGUGGGCUUCGAUUACUACAUCCAUUUAUGCCAUUUGUGACAGAAGAGUUAUGGCAGAGACUUCCUCAACCGAGAGAUUCUUUAAGAAAAGAAUCUAUUGUGAUAAGCGAGUAUCCGUCUGUUAUACUGUCCUGGACCAAUGAAAAUGUCGAGCGGGACAUGGAGCUGAUCGAGUCUGCUGUAAAAUCUCUCAGGAAUCUUAAGUCAUUAUUGCCGGCUAAAGAAAGAAAUGAAAGGAAACAAGCUUUUGCAGUUUGCCUGAAUGAAGAAGUUGCAGACAAUGUCCGGAGUCAUGAGUUAGAAAUUUUAACUCUUGCAGCGUUGUCGUCUUUAAAGAUUGUGAAUGAGAAUGAAGCUGCUCUUUCCAGAUGUUCCCGAGAUGUUGUGAACGCACAUCUCAGUGUUUUUCUCGAGCUUAAAGGAACAAUUAAUGUAGAAGGAGAGCGUGAGAAGCUGAGGAAGAAGAUGGAGGAAACAAAGAGGCAAAAAGAGACUCUAGAAAAGAUGAUGAAUGCUUCUGGAUACAAAGAGAAGGUUCGGCCUCAAAUCCACGAAGAAAAUAUUGGAAAGUUAACCAAACUGGUGCAAGAGUUGCUUGCACUCGAUAAGGCAAGCCAAAACAUUUGAUCAUUGUUUGAGACUAACAAAGCAAUGUAAUGAGGAUUAAAGAAUUUUGCUAGUGUACAGAGUGUGCCAUAACAAUGUGAUUGCGAGGUGCAGUUUUUGGUAAUCGACAUUAGGUAGAAAGUUGAAGUAGCAAAUGCAAAUGACAAAAGCAUUUUACACUUUUAUAUUGAGAAAGUAUCCACAAUUAUUCUAAUACUCAUCUCUUUCUGCUACAAAAAAGUUACGGUAAAAAACUCUGUCACCUUCAAUUAAAAAAAUAUACUCUC
Messenger RNA from Spinacia oleracea (spinach), 3665 nucleotides. RefSeq names its product valine--tRNA ligase, mitochondrial 1. NCBI's taxonomy places the organism in Eukaryota, Viridiplantae, Streptophyta, Magnoliopsida, Caryophyllales, Amaranthaceae. Gene Ontology annotation, biological process: valyl-tRNA aminoacylation. The record is from RefSeq and is a predicted model, not a curated record. Gene Ontology annotation, cellular component: cytosol. Gene Ontology annotation, molecular function: aminoacyl-tRNA deacylase activity; valine-tRNA ligase activity; ATP binding. The transcript has 20 exons. The coding region runs from base 202 to 3399 and encodes 1065 amino acids.